This is a messenger RNA of Pestalotiopsis fici W106-1, 1596 nucleotides long. RefSeq lists its product as uncharacterized. The transcript has 5 exons. The record is from RefSeq and is a predicted model, not a curated record. The coding region runs from base 1 to 1596 and encodes 531 amino acids. Gene Ontology annotation, biological process: aromatic amino acid catabolic process; L-tyrosine biosynthetic process. Gene Ontology annotation, molecular function: pyridoxal phosphate binding; L-2-aminoadipate:2-oxoglutarate transaminase activity; aromatic-amino-acid:2-oxoglutarate transaminase activity. NCBI's taxonomy places the organism in Eukaryota, Fungi, Ascomycota, Sordariomycetes, Amphisphaeriales, Sporocadaceae.
AUGAACGACAACGAGACUGUAGCCGCGGUUUUGGAGACCACGGCGACACGCAAAAUGAAUGGCCAUUUACCCAAUGCCGUCGAUUUAUCGCAUCACUUGAAUUUGCUAUCCCGCUCACGACACCCUAGCCCGCUCAAGGAUAUAAUCAAAUUCAUGGGCUACGAUGGCAUGAUCAGUCUAGCUGGAGGCCUCCCACAUCCAUCUCUGUUUCCCGUGUACGAUGCAUCGUUCACUGUGUCGGCGCCAUCGCCAACGGCGGAUAGCCUUGAGAUUAAAUUGUCCAACGACUCGGGGGAAACGCCGCCACUGUCCAAAUUCCUUCAAUACGGAACAUGCACCGGUAAUGCCGAGUUGCGACAAUGGUGUCUCGACUUUACACGGCAGAUUCACCGUCCAGCCUACAAGGACUUUGACGUGCUCCUGCACCCGGGCAACACCAAUGCCUGGAGUAAAGUGGUCGGCUUGUUGUGCGAAAAGGGUGACUAUAUCCUGUGCGAGAGCUACACGUACCCAUCGUCGCAGGCCUUGUGGAUUCCCAAUGACAAUUUUGCGGCCCCCGUGGCCAUGGACGGCGAGGGCAUCACGGACACGGCCCUCGAGGAGAUCUUGUCCACGUGGGAUGCGACGCACCCCGGCGUUAAGAGGCCGCAUGUGCUGUACCUGGUCAGUGUGGGUUCGAAUCCGACGGGUGUAUCGAUGGGCUCUGAAAGACGCCGGAAAAUCUAUGAAAUCUGCGUCAAGUACGAUGUCAUAAUUGUGGAAGAUGACCCAUACUACUUUCUGCAAUACCCAGAAAUUGAUACCUCGGGGACUCCCACCGAGUACACCUCGACAAGCAACAAAGAGUUCCUCUCGUCGCUGGUCCCCUCAUUCCUACGCUUCGACCGACAGGGUCGCGUAAUCCGUCUCGAGUCCUUUAGCAAAACACUGGCACCGGGCCUGCGACUGGGCUACUUUGUCGCCAACCCGCUGUUCACGGAGCGCCUGCUGCGCGCCACCGAGGUCGAGACGCAGGACCCGUCGGGCCUGUCGCAGGCUCUGGUGCUGGCCCUGCUCACGCGCUGGUCGCGCGACGGCUACAUUACCUGGCUGCAGAAUCUGCGCCUCGAGUACCAGCGUCGAAGGGACUGGAUGGUUGCCGCGCUGCGCAAGAGCUUUGACUUGGCGCCCGCGUCCGAGUAUCCAGAGCUAUCGGGGGCAGAGGGAGGACUGGUGGCUGCAAUCCUCGGCCCGAAUGGAUCUAGAGUCCCCGUCUUUAGCUUUAUCGCCCCGACGGGCGGCAUGUUCAUCUGGACAAAGUUUUACUUUGGUCACAACGCCAAGUAUCUGGCGCUCAAGAACGCCGCGGUCGAGGUGGACCCUGAACAGAUCUUUGCAAACAAGCUUUGGGCUGAGCUAGCCGAGGAGCGCGUGCUGUUGACGCCGGGAUAUUAUUACCACCCGUGGCAGGGCGCAGACAAGACCAGCACAACUGCGCGUGGCGCUGAUCCAGAUUCGUCGCACUUUCGACUGGCCUUUUCCAUGACUACGAAAGACGAUAUGGAAUUGGGUAUCGAGCGAAUGGCGAAUGUGAUUCGGAGAUCGUGGUCGCCAUGA